Messenger RNA from Protopolystoma xenopodis, 414 nucleotides. NCBI's taxonomy places the organism in Eukaryota, Metazoa, Platyhelminthes, Monogenea, Polystomatidea, Polystomatidae. The record is from the annotation of a GenBank genome assembly.
AUGCGGGAUCAUUCGGCGAGAUCCGUCUAUGCCACUGGUUUGGGCACCACGUGCGCUGAAGCACACAACAUCGGAAAGAUAGGCUUGUUCGAUGCCUCCGCGACGAGGGCAAAACUGUGCCCGAUUCUAGCGACAGCCUAUAAAGGAGAAUACUUUAGAAAGGACUUCGCCUUUAACAGCAGAUUUGGGCCCACUACUGCCGCUUUCGGGACGGUGCGAGUGGUCGGAACAGACAACACACUGGCACCACCCCAACUUCCACGCCUACUACCCAACGUCGACUUCUUUCGCAUCGAUCCUUGGCGACAUGCUCAGCGGUGGGAUCGGCUGUAUCGGUUUCUCGUGGGUAAGUCAGCUCGGGCCCCUCCUCCGGCUCCACUUGACCCCUUUACGCUGAUCUGCCCGGCUGGUUGA